AUGGCUGAGAAUGUCCCACCGGGCUCUGCGACUAAGCCUGCGGCAAGUGCAGAUCGACCUGGUCUCCCAUACUACGAAAAGCUGAGGAGGGACUUACGCGACACUUUGCAGAAGAAGCGAAUACUCGACCGCAACCUUGCCGCCAUAGAAGAUCAAAUCUACCGACAAGAAACCGCAUACCUAGAAGAAACGUCCGUGGCCGGAAACAUCGUCAAAGGAUUCGACAACUACAUCAAGGCAUCGGCGGUUUCAGCCGCUGCCAGUUCAGCAGGAACAAUAUCUGGAAGUGCUGUUGGCGGCGGAUUAGGAGCUGGACGACGCAAGGCCGUUGUGAACGACGGAGAUCGUGCGUUCUCUCGAAGUUCGGUGUUAUACAUGAGAGAUUCGGAUUCCCCCAGCAGUGCCACCAGCACACCAAACCACUCGGCAACGCCGACAGGAAGUUUCACAGCGGAGAAAGGGGGGGGUAAGAAAAAGAAGAAGAGCUUGGCUACAAAUGAUGACGAUACGGAUGGGAAGUCGAACAAGCGACAAAAGAUAUCGUUUGGCAGUUCGAGGAAAAUUCAGGACGAUUGA
This is a messenger RNA of Rhinocladiella mackenziei CBS 650.93, 576 nucleotides long. RefSeq lists its product as uncharacterized. The transcript is spliced from 2 exons. Lineage: Eukaryota; Fungi; Ascomycota; Eurotiomycetes; Chaetothyriales; Herpotrichiellaceae. The record is from RefSeq and is a predicted model, not a curated record. Gene Ontology annotation, cellular component: NuA4 histone acetyltransferase complex. The coding region runs from base 1 to 576 and encodes 191 amino acids.